AUGACGGACGGCCUCACCUUGACUAGGCGGAGACUUGAACGGAACGAAGAAGCAGAACUGGAUAAAGGCGACGUGCUCGUUUUCAACCCGUCGGUCACGUCCAACGGUGGCCUGUCGGAGGCCUUCCGCAUCUUCGUCAAUCCCAGCACACUCACCAAACCUCCGGCGAUCAGAAGACGCCCCGGAGUCCCGGUCCCGGAAGAAUCCACGACUGUGAUGCUCUUCCAACCAACGACGGACCCUGUUGGACCGGACGUAGCCACCAACGACGACGAACACAACACUUUUGCGGCCUUCUUCGGCCCUCACGACCGGCGAAAUGGACUAGUCACCCCGACUAACAACCCGGACAUGGAAGUGACUGAGCCUGGGGUUCUCUCAGCGGCCAUGUAUGCAAGUGAACAAACACCCCUGGACGCACCGCUCCACUUCCUAAGUACCAACAAUAUCCUGUCCAACUUGAUUUUCGACAGCACCCCACUCUGGGAAGCAAAGGGCUGGAUCGGCGUACCCCUUGCGCAGUUUGUAAAGCCGUUUAUGAAUCGCCUCCGUCAAAGGGCGCGCCAGGAUGCCUCCGGACCCUCGCCACAAACCUUCCACAAGGCCAACCCUCCGGCAAGGGUGAUCGACCCCCGCUUUGAACUGACAGGAGCCAAACUGAGCUCCCUGACCCAAGCCUUAGCGUACCGCGGGAUUAUAGAACAACACAAGGCACCGCAACGUCGACAGACAGAAGAGAACCUCGCCGCUGCCAAGACACACAUGCAGACCCCCCAGAUGAGAAGCACGAUCUGGAUGAGCACCCGACAUAAGGACUUCAGCCGCCCCUUCGCGGUCUUCCUCUGGAAGAUCAUGCACGGCGGGCUGAAAUGCGGUGCCUAUUGGAAUAGAAUCCAAGGAUACGAAGACCGCGCGAUGUGCAGCCACUGUGGGGCAAUCGAAUCAAUACAACACAUCCUCUUCGAGUGCGAAGCGGCAGGUCAAUCUCUGAUAUGGUCCUUGGUGCGUACCAUCUGGGAAAAGAAGGGAAUCAAAUGGCCCUCCUUGUCUGCUACGGAUAUCCUCACACUGGGAUUGACAACGUGGGUGGACCAAAAAGGGCGAGUUCGACAGGGAGCCACAAGGCUCUGGCGAGUGCUUAUAUCCGAAGCCGUUCACUUGAUCUGGAAACUAAGAUGCGACAGGGUGAUCGGACAUGCAGAAGACGAACAGUGGGAACACCGCGAGACGCUCGUCUGGAAUAAGUUACAAUUUACACUUAAUAGUAGGCUAGCGCUCGACGUCGAAGCCGUGAAACGGAAGUACGGGGGCUCUGCCCUCAAACGAGACCUUGUCCUGGCUACAUGGAACAAGGUACUACGGGACGAACCUGCCCUCCCAAUGGACUGGACUGCAUAUACGGGUUUUUUAGUGGGUAGAACACCGGCCUUGCGAGUAGACCUCGAGCCGGACUGA
Molecule: messenger RNA, 1455 nt
Organism: Fomitopsis serialis
Lineage: Eukaryota; Fungi; Basidiomycota; Agaricomycetes; Polyporales; Fomitopsidaceae
Exons: 2
Coding region: 1-1455 (484 amino acids)
Source: RefSeq, a predicted model, not a curated record